AUGGCUAUUCUACCAGAUGUUAUACAGGUGAUUAAUUAUAGUCAUUCAUUAGUAGUAGCAGUCCUUAAUGAUGAUGUGAAAACUAAUGUAUUAGCAGGAAAGAUGGCAGGAAGGUUUACUCCUCCUAAUCUAUUUAAUAAUAAUGACGGAAUUGUGGUUGCUACUCCAGCAUUAUUUAUA
This is a messenger RNA of Funneliformis geosporum, 180 nucleotides long. Lineage: Eukaryota; Fungi; Glomeromycota; Glomeromycetes; Glomerales; Glomeraceae. The record is from the annotation of a GenBank genome assembly.